Messenger RNA from Triticum dicoccoides, 1291 nucleotides. Its product is annotated as S-type anion channel SLAH2-like. The annotation marks the transcript as partial. The transcript has a single exon. The record is from RefSeq and is a predicted model, not a curated record. Gene Ontology annotation, molecular function: voltage-gated monoatomic anion channel activity. Lineage: Eukaryota; Viridiplantae; Streptophyta; Magnoliopsida; Poales; Poaceae. Gene Ontology annotation, cellular component: membrane. Gene Ontology annotation, biological process: transmembrane transport; intracellular monoatomic ion homeostasis.
GUUGUCUUCUACUUCGAGGCCGUCCGCCGCGAGUUCCACCACCCUGUGCGCGUCAACUUUUUCUUCGCGCCCUGGAUUACCUGCCUCUUCCUUGUCAAGGGUGUGCCACACCCGGUGUGGGAGAUCCACCAUGUCGUCUGGUACCUUCUCAUGGCGCCCAUCUUCUGGCUCGAUAUCAAGAUCUACGGCCAAUGGAUGUCCAGUGGUGAGAGGCGCCUCUCCAAGGUGGCCAACCCAUCCAACCACCUUGCCAUUGUCGGCAACUUUGUCGGCGCGCUACUUGGUGCCAGGAUGGGCCUCCGGGAGCUACCAAUCUUCUUCUUCGCUGUUGGGUUUGCCCACUACGUUGUGCUCUUUGUCACCCUCUAUCAGCGGCUCCCCACCAAUAUGCAACUCCCCAAGGAUCUCCACCCGGUCUUCUUUCUUUUCGUCGCUGCGCCUAGUGUGGCAUCCAUGGCCUGGACGAGGAUCUCUGGCGAGUUCAACGAUGGUGCCAAGCUCCUUUACUACGUCUCACUCUUCCUCUAUGUGUCAUUGGUGGUGCGCGUCAACCUCUUUUGGGGGUUUAGGUUCUCGCUGGCGUGGUGGGCAUACACAUUCCCGAUGACAAGUGUUGCCCUGGCGACGGUAUUGUAUGCAUCAGAGGUGGACAACUUGGUGACGCGAGCAAUGGCACUCGGGCUUUCGGGGAUUGCCACCAUGACCAUCAUUGUGGUGCUGGCCGCCACCAUGUACCACGCCUUUGUGCGCGGAGACCUCUUCCCUAAUGAUGUGUCCAUCACCAUCACAAAGCAGAGACCUAAAUUCAGCAAGAUUCUCGCUCACCUUCAGACGUGUGGCCCCGAUGUCAAGGAGCUCGUUGUCUCUAUCCCCAAUUUCAAUUCAAAUUCCAAGCAAGGCACCUACUCUGACGACUCUGACUCCAAUGCUAGGAUGAACAACUGACUCGAUGAGGGUCCAAUGACUCACAUGCAUGGAAGAGCAUGGCGUUAGAUGGCGCUGGAAGACAUUGUAUGCAUGGAAUGCACGCGCAUCUGGUUUACAGUGAUGAGUACAAACUCAUUUGUACAUAAUUCUUUCUCUGUGUUUGUUGAAGUAUCAUAAUUUGCCAAUUUUGCUGCACACAGUGAUGGAUUGGCAGCAAUAUCCUCGAGCAAUUUGCAUUGCCAUGAUGAUGAUAUGAUUUCAGGAAUAAACUGUUGGGUUUGUAAAUUUAGUGGUUAUUAUAUUCGUGUUCUUCAGAAGUGCACAUAAACCUCAGUCACAUUUUUAGAACUCCAGUGCCAUCUAC